CUUAUGGGCACAGGUGCUUUAUGAGACAUGAGUUUUUUAGUCUCUUUCUUGUUUUUUCAAUCAAUAAGGAUGACCUUGAUCUCUGCCAUGUUUAUUAUGGUUCCCAUGGUAACUACAGCUCACAGAUAGAGGGAGGCUUGUUCCCUAGCAACUGUCUCUGGUGUUUACCCUUCAUUCCACCUCCAUACCUGGACUUCAGCAGGACCUGCCUGGUUGUAAGAAUAACUUUGGCAUCUCAUCAGAGACCAUGAAUCAGGAGGUGCCACAUGCCUUAGCUUCCCUGACACCUGACCUGGCAAAAAGUGACUCUGUGCUGGCUGGCAGUUCAUCAGUGGAACCUGGGGAAGUGAGAAAGGAGCAUCUUCCAGCAGGCUCACGGCCCAGCAGCCGGAGAACAUCUCUACAGAGUUCCAGCAGAACCUCUUGGAAGAUCGCCAAAGGCCCAUCAGCUCAGGGAGUUACAAAGAACUCCACAUCUGUCAGAUAUCAGACAUCUCCUUCUGCAAAGUGUGUUCAGAAUAAAAGCCACAGCAAACAGAGUUUCCAGGCCAAAACUUCCUCCAUUACAGAUCUUCAUUCAAGAAGACUUGAAGAGGAAGGAGGAGAUACUUCUGCCACGAAAGACCCAGCAGUGAGGCAUGAACUAAGAGGGAGGAACAGCAGUUUCCGCCUCUCUGCACUGUCCAGGCAGAAGGAGGCAGAAGACAAACCAAGCUCAAAUGCCAAAGAACCACCAGCAGGCCAGCACCGAACACUGGGGUCUAGGGUGCCUGGAUCUCCCCAGAAGACCACAAAGGCCAGCUACAAAGAGGCCAAGGAAACCCGCUGCAGAUUAAGUGCCAAAGAGUCCUUAGCAUCAUUAGGGCAAGAUGUGAAAGCAGAGGGGAAGCUUCUUCUGGAGAAGAAAAACACCUUAAUGCAUGCUAACAGCAAAUAUAAGUCUGUCAGUGCAGAUGAACUUACCAGCAGUGAAGAGGAACGGCAGGCUCUGUGCAAAGCAGGACUAAUCAUAGGGCAGAAAAGGCUCAGCGACCGCACUGAGAUGCUGCAAAACCCUCUGACCUCUACAUCUUUUGCUGAUUACUACCAGCUGGGUUUUAAUCUGAGGUCAAAUAUCUUCCAAGGUGGCCCACUGGAGAGCAGAAGCUUGAUGAAAGAUUCAUACACCCCUGACGUAAUUCAGAAAGCAAUCAGAGAUCCAAAGAAUUGGCAUGGAAGGAGGACUGAUGAGCUAGGGAGAUGGCAUCAGAAAAAUGCCCUAAAUCUUAACCUGCAGAAAGCAUUUGAAGAGAAAUAUGGGAAGAACAAAGGCAAGCCUUAGAAGAAUAAGGUUAGGGAUUGGACUGCUUUCAACAAGGGAUCUUCUUCUUCAACCAUCUAAUAAACCUCCAUAUAAGCCUUCUGCCAAUUGCUUGUUAGGUGUCAACAGCAGGUGUGUUGGUCGUGCUCUCUUCUCUUCCCAGUUAGGGAGUCUUCUGGAAGUGGAAUGCCAGAGAAAAUAUAUGUAUAUGGAAAAGAAAUUUGCUUUGUUGGU
Rhea pennata is the source of this 1534-nucleotide messenger RNA. It is a transcript of the gene CIMIP4, whose product is annotated as ciliary microtubule inner protein 4. The record is from RefSeq and is a predicted model, not a curated record. Bases 248 to 1321 code for a protein of 357 amino acids. The transcript has 6 exons. NCBI's taxonomy places the organism in Eukaryota, Metazoa, Chordata, Aves, Rheiformes, Rheidae.